Molecule: messenger RNA, 2144 nt
Organism: Alligator mississippiensis (American alligator)
Lineage: Eukaryota; Metazoa; Chordata; Crocodylia; Alligatoridae
Product: cilia- and flagella-associated protein 45
Exons: 12
Coding region: 261-2030 (589 amino acids)
Source: RefSeq, a predicted model, not a curated record
CAAGACACUCACCGGUGCGCAUCGGAGAGUGAGGAGGUCAUUGGGUUCACAGUGAGGAGCUGGUUACGUUGGAGUUGACAUAGUAGCAAGUUUGAAGAUAUUAGAUAGAGAGAAGGAGUUCAGAUUGGAGUUAGAUAUAGCUAGUUUAGACCUUAACUAGUUAGGAUAGGAAAAAGGAUAGCUAGGGUAGGCCCAGUGUGGCUGCUCGGGGCGCCUCUGCCCCGGGCCCCGGGCCCUUUGCGGAGCCUCAGGCUGAAAAGAUGGCAUUGCCAAGCCCUGCUAGCCCGGCUAAGCAGCCUGUGGUGCCCUCAGUGCCCGAGCCCCAGCCGGCACAAGGCCCCUCGAAAACCACACUCGUGCUCCCCCAGCUGCACGAAGCACGAGCACCUCGGGGGAAGGUGCUUCCACCGCCGCCUCCUGGCCAGCCCAAGGCCAAGGGGAAGGUGGCCUGGGUGCGGGCCCCAAUGCAGCCCCUGCCCCAAUUAGGGUAUAACACCAGGACAAUGCCGGUGCUCAAGCCCAAGACGAAGAACCUGCAGCAGCCGCGGCCUGCCUACCUCGCCACGAUGCCACAUGGGGCUCACGAUCUGUCCCCGCCCGUUGACCAGCCCUAUAAGCCAAAGACCACCCUGAUUGUCACAAAGGACUAUGUCCGCGAACUAGUCCUUCCUAGAGAGAGACCGCCCCAGCAGACGCUCAUCCUGAGCAGGGCAGAGUAUGAGCGCAUUAAGGCCCAGUGCGUCAUUGAGGAUCGGCAGGCCAAGGCAGCAGCCUACAAAGCCGAGAGGGAUGCCACGAUGGCCGCUGUGGCCCAGCGCAAAAAGGCCAUGAAAGAGAGGAUUCUUCUAAAGCAGAAGGUACAGAAGAGCGACCUGGAGAAGGAGGCCGAGGAGCGAGGCAACUACCUGCUGCAGCGGGCCUACAGGAUGCGCCUGGAGCAGGAAGAUGAGAUCAAGGAUAUGGAGAAGAUGAUCGUGGAUGCCAGGUGCCACGCUGUCCUGGACGCCCAGAUGAUAGAGAAGCAGCAAAUGGAGAAGGAGCUGAAACAGGAGGAGCUGCGCCUGGAUCAGAACAUGGAAGUGGAGCGCCAGAAAGUCGUCCGGAUGCAGGAAGAGCUGGAGGAGAAGAGGAAGCAGGAGCUGAUCCGGGGGAGGCGCCAGAUUGAGAAGCAAAUUGAAGACGACGAGAAGGAGAGGGCCAUACAGGCUGAGAUGCAGGACCUGGAGGCCCAGCAGAUACGGGACCGCCUGCAGCAGCUGCACCUGGAAGAGCUACGGGACUUGGAGAAGAAACGGCUAAAAGAAAGGGAAGCCCACGCGGAGGAUUUCCGCAUCAACGAACAAAUGCUGCUCUACAAGGAGAAGAAGCUGGAGCAGGAGAGGCUGGCUGACCAGCGCGUCCUGGACUACCAGAAAGAGAAAAUGGAGCGGGAAGCAGAUUUCGAGGCACAGCAGGAAAAAGCCCGCCACGAGAAAGAGCUGGAGACGGCCCGCCUGAGAGCCCUGCAAGAGAGGGCCCAGGAUCUCCAGGCUGAGAAGGACGCGGUCCGGGCCAAGCGGCACCAGGAGGCCAAGGAGCGAGAGUGGCGGCAAAGAGAGAAGGAGGCUGUGCUGAAAAAGUUGAAGACCCAGGCCGAGCUGCAGCAGAGCCGCCUGGUCCAGAUGGCCCGCAAGGAGCAUGAACAGAUGAUCCAAACCAAGCGGGACCGCAGCUAUUACGAUCAGGUCCUCAGGGAGCUGCGGGAGCAGGCACAGAAGGAACAGAAGCAGCAGGAGGAGAGGGCCGCCAAGCGAAUGGCACACGGUAAAGCAGUGCGGAGCCAGAUGAAGGAGCGCCAGGAGCAGCUGGUGCAGGAGCGGGCCGUCUGCUUCGAGGAUGGGAAGCGCCUGCAAAAGGAGAUGCAGAAGCACGCCGAUCGCAUUGCCCAGCUGAAGAGAACGAGGAUGGAGGAGCUCCGAGCCACCGGUCUGCCCGAGAGGUACUGCGUAGGUGUGGAGUACAAGGCCUUGAAGCCAAGCCCCAAGCGCUGAGGGUGGCCAUUCGCUGCCCAGCCUGCCCCGAGCGGCUUGCAGGAGGUCGCAUGUGGCCUCCCCCCGGCCCAGAUUGUAAAUAGUUUUAGGUUUAGACAUAGUAAAUAAAGCUGU